AUGUUACUACGCAUCCUGUGCCAGAAUGUUAACCGCUCGUCAGUCGUCACCCACACUCUGCUUGAAACCCAAGCAGAGAAGUACGACGUCAUACUACUGCAGGAGCCUUAUUGGGGCUACUUAAGAAACAUACCAUCUUCUGUGUCCGGGGCUGGUGAGGAGUACCAGGGCACUCAAACACACCCCCACUGGACCCUCUUCGAACGCGGGGGGCCCACUAGAGUAGUCACAUACAUCAACAAGCGCUUAGCACCUACACAACCCAAACUAUGCUCCCACAUAGUCAACCACCCCGACCUUCUUCUCGUCGCCAUUCCACAAGGUCCUCGACUCACAUAUAUAUUGAACAUUUACAACGACGGAGACUGCUCGGCUCUACAUUAUCUGAGCGCGCACCUGCCCUCCCUCCCAACCAUCGACGUCAUGAUGGGGGACUUCAACCUCCAUAGCAACAUCUGGGACCCAAACUGCGGACACAGCGACCGCGCUGUCACAGAUCUCCUAGAUUUCACGGACAAUUUAGGCCUCAUCUUACUCAACACCGAGGGCCAUCCUACGCACAUUCCCCACGCAAGGCACUCAGUGCGUGCCUCCACAGUCAUUGACCUCAUCUUUGUAGAUGGUCGCAUCGCUACAUCACCAUCCACCUCCUUCUCGAUAGACCCUUCAGGACGCCUACUGUCUGAUCACAACCCCCUUCUCCUUACCAUCGAAACUGACAUCGAACCUACCCCGAGAUCUCCCCGCAUCAAGAGAAACUCUGACGCUGAGAAAAUGUUCUUUGCAGAGUGCACACUGGAGAUCUCCGGCCUCUACCCGCCACCACCUCUCGAUACCAUCAAUGAUACACAAGCACUAUGUGACUCAAUUUUUUCUUGUAUUGCACAGGCCUUCGACCGCCACGCAUCCACCCCAUCUUGCAGCUACCAUGCCAAAACAUGGUGGACUGAGGAAUGCUCCGCAACCCUCGCUCGAUACCGUGCUACAAGAUCACCAGACGACAAACGUUCCUACCGCCGCACAAUCCGCUCCGCGCAGCGUCAACACUACGACACAAUCAUCCGUGAAACAGCAGACAAGAAACGU
Messenger RNA from Heterobasidion irregulare TC 32-1, 1086 nucleotides. RefSeq lists its product as uncharacterized. Gene Ontology annotation, molecular function: catalytic activity. The record is from RefSeq and is a predicted model, not a curated record. Lineage: Eukaryota; Fungi; Basidiomycota; Agaricomycetes; Russulales; Bondarzewiaceae. The transcript has a single exon. The annotation marks the transcript as partial.